AGACAAAGUUUUUAGAAAAUGUUCAGUUUGAAUUUGGAGAAAAUAUUGGAACAAAGCUUGUGGAAAAUUUUGAAACAAAUUUUAUACAAGGUAUUGAAACUACUUCCAAUUCUGAUCGUGAAGGGUUUUGUGACUUCUCCAAGCCUGUAGAUUCUGUAGAAAGUAUUGGAGCAAAACAAUUAGAAAAUGCUCCAUCUUAUUUUGUCAAAAAUUUUGGAACAAAGUGUGGGAAGAAUAUUGAGUCAAAGUUUAUAGAAAAUGUUCCAUCUAAAUUUGGAAACAAUAUUGAAACAAACCUUGUGGAAAAUAUAGAAACGAAUUCUGUAGAAGCAUUGAAACAACUUCCAAUUUUAAUCGUGAAGGGGUUUCUGACAUCUCCGAGCCUUUAAUUAAAAGACGAAAAAUUGAAAUAGUUCAGAAUAAUGCUGAUUGUGCUGUUUUGUCAGUGAAAUGCAGAGGCAAACUUAUGGUGUAUUCGGAAAAUGUACAUGAAUGCAUGGAACUAAAUUUAUCCGAGAAAAUUGGGAUGGCUAUUGAAUGGAAGUAUUUUCUGAAGAGAUGUGUGGAUGCGUCUCCGACAGUGAUAGCAUAUCAAAAUGGAGCAACAGUGGUAUCAGUAGGCUCUCAUUCUGGUGACUUGGUUCAACUUGAUUUUAACAGCGGACUUUUGAAAUCGUCUUGUCAUCUGCCGGAUAGGAUUGAGUCUUCAUUGACUGUAUCACAUUGUGGGAAAUAUGGAUAUAUAGGUUGUUAUGAUGGCUAUCUCAGGUGUAUAGAUCUGGAAACUGGACAACCGGUUCUAUCAUUUGCUUCCUCUGGAAUGGUCAAGAGUACUCCCAUAUUGGAUGAGAAAGGAUCAAUUAUUUUUGGGUCAUACGAUCAGCAUUUGUAUUGUAUUUCGGAUGAACUCCAGGUAAUAUGGAAAUGGAAAGGUGGAGGUAGCUUCUAUGCCACACCUUGCAUAGACAAGGAUAGUAACCUAGUAUUCGCUGGUCUACUGGAUGGAACUUGUGUGUGUCUGGAGAUAGAUAAGGAGCCUUAAAGUGGAAAACAAAACUGUCUUCGCCAUAUUCGCAUCGCCCGUCUUGCUUGGCUCUGACGUCAUAGUUUUUGCCGAAGUUUCUGGCUCUGUCAACUGUUUGAAGACUGUCUGUGGAUCGUUGCUGUGGACGUUCAAAGCCGACGGCAACAUUUUCUCAUCCUUGACAUCAGCCAGUGUUGCCAACAAAACACUGAUCCUGUUCGGAUGUCACGAUGCACACGUCUACUGCUUGUCGGUGUGUGACGUCAUGUGUCAGCCAUCUUUGAUUUGGAAAGCAAGCUUGUUGGCUCCUGCGUUUGCAACUCCUUUUGUGGAUAUUUUAAAUAAUUUGGUCGUAGGAGCCAACACAACGGGAACGGUUUUUGUUAUGAGUUUGAGUGACGGAUCUGUGCUGACCUCGCUAAAACUGCCCGGGGAAAUAUUCUCUUCACCUGUGAUACAUGAUGCUAGAAUCGUAGUAGGCUGUAGAGAUAAUAUUUGUAUUGUAUUUCAAUAAUUGAUAACGCUAACUGUGUUGAAGAAAGACUAUAGCAAUAAGUGGUGUUGAAAAUAAAUAUAUUAAGGUUCUCU
Messenger RNA from Nilaparvata lugens (brown planthopper), 1612 nucleotides. RefSeq names its product beta-alanine-activating enzyme. Gene Ontology annotation, molecular function: protein binding. Gene Ontology annotation, biological process: amino acid activation for nonribosomal peptide biosynthetic process. The transcript is spliced from 5 exons. The record is from RefSeq and is a predicted model, not a curated record. Lineage: Eukaryota; Metazoa; Arthropoda; Insecta; Hemiptera; Delphacidae. The coding region runs from base 467 to 1042 and encodes 191 amino acids.